CGCCCUGCUUCUGAAGGGGACUGCUUGGGUCAGCGGCUCUUUCUCCGCCGCUCGCCACGAUGACGCUCGGCCUCCUGGUCCUCCGGCUGGCCAUCAGCAUCCUGGCGCUUCCCAUACAUCUGCUGAACUUUUUAGGCGUGUGGAACUGGAUAUGCAAACUGUGGUUUCCCUACUUCCUGUCGCGGUUCACGGUGAUCUACAACGAGCAGAUGGCCAGCAGAAAGAAAGAACUCUUCAGCAACCUGCCGGAGUUCGCAGGCCCCUCGGGGAAGCUGUCGCUGCUGGAGCUGGGCUGCGGCACCGGGGCCAACUUCAAGUUCUAUCCCCCCGGGUGCAGGGUGACCUGUGUCGACCCGAACCCCAACUUCGAGAAGUUCUUGUUCAAGAGCGUCUCAGAGAACCGGCAGCUGCAGUUCGAGCGCUUCGUGGUGGCGGCCGGAGAGAACAUGCACCAGGUGGCCGAUGGCUCUAUGGACGUGGUGGUCUGCACCCUGGUGCUGUGCUCGGUAAAGAACCAGGAGAAGAUUCUGCGCGAGGUGUGCCGAGUGCUGAGGCCGGGAGGGGCUUUUUACUUCAUGGAGCAUGUGGCAGAUGAGCGGUCCACCUGGAAUUACUUCUGGCAACAGGUUCUGGAUCCGGUCUGGUACCUUCUGUUCGAUGGAUGCAACCUCACUAGGGAGAGCUGGACGGCCCUGGAGCAGGCCAGCUUCUCCAAGCUGAAGCUGCAGCACAUCCGGGCUCCCAUGUCCUGGGCUUUGCUGCGGCCCCAUGUCUACGGGUAUGCCGUGAAAUAGUGGGGCGUCAAGAGAGACCUGAGUGGCCACAGCAGGUCAAGGCUUCAGUUUAGACGUAAAAUUCUAACUAGGAGAGGUGAAGUCCGAUUCAGCCUCACAGGUCUCUGUUUAACUGUUUUCUAUAGUGUCUCCCACCAAAUCAAAACCAAAUCAAAGCGGCUUUGAACUCCCCUUCAGAGGGACCAGUAGUCUUUCAUGGGCUUUGAUAAUGAAGCAAGGGGAACUAACAGCUUGCAAACCGAAUAAAUAAAUACCAGCCAAGUAAAAAUCCACGUGUGACUAACACAGAAAAUCUCACCUCACCCCACCCCACCCCCGGAAAAUGAAAUCUGAACCCACUGGCUGCCCUGCCCUGUGUGCUCUGGCCAGCAGCUUUCUGUCUUUUGGUUCAGUGUUUCACCGAAUCCUGCCACACUACACUCAGUUUUAUAAGUGCACCUGAUUACACCAGUGCCCCGCACCCCCCGCCCCAGAACUGCACACGACAGUUGGGAUGCAUGGGUUAACUUCCCUUUUUAUCUAGCACGUACUUAGCUGACCAUAAUAAACUCCAGGCAGGGAAAGGACUCUGCAGUUAGGGAAACACUAUGUGGGGGACUCCAAAAGUAAUCCGUGAGUGCAGUUGGCAAGGCCUGGGCGGAUUAGUCUAAUAAUCCUGAGCUAGGCAUGGUGGCACAUGCCUUUAGUCCCAGCACUGGGUGAGGGGUGGGGGUGUGCAGAUGUUAACAGAUGUAUGAGCUCAAGGCCAGCCUGGUCUACAGAGGGAGUUCUAGGAUAGCCAGAGCUACACAGAGAAAAUCUUGAAAAACCAAACCCCCCCAAAAGAAAAU
Messenger RNA from Peromyscus eremicus (cactus mouse), 1624 nucleotides. It is a transcript of the gene Tmt1a, whose product is annotated as thiol methyltransferase 1A. The transcript has 2 exons. Bases 60 to 794 code for a protein of 244 amino acids. Gene Ontology annotation, molecular function: S-adenosylmethionine-dependent methyltransferase activity. The record is from RefSeq and is a predicted model, not a curated record. NCBI's taxonomy places the organism in Eukaryota, Metazoa, Chordata, Mammalia, Rodentia, Cricetidae.